Necator americanus (New World hookworm) is the source of this 492-nucleotide messenger RNA. RefSeq lists its product as uncharacterized. NCBI's taxonomy places the organism in Eukaryota, Metazoa, Nematoda, Chromadorea, Rhabditida, Ancylostomatidae. Bases 1 to 492 code for a protein of 163 amino acids. The transcript is spliced from 5 exons. The record is from RefSeq and is a predicted model, not a curated record.
AUGUUCCCUCUUCUCCUGUUAAUUGCUUCAUUAGGCACCCAGGCUCAAGAAGAAUUCAAAUGGAAUCGCUGGGAACAACGAACGGUGGACUGCAUUUCCAGCGGAGAAAAGGAUGUCUGUAUUCUCAAGGCACCUAACGCUGUUCUGCCGAAGGAUCCAAAAGAGUACAAAUGUCGCCGUGAACCGAUGCCACAACAUAAAUGGAAUCAAUUAGCACGAAAUUCUACCACCAGGCUAGCCUGUCCUAUAGGAUGUGAACCAGAUUUUGACCUUUCUGUUAUAACGAAAGUCCCUUUCGACAAUAGUAAAUGUCAAAAGUACUAUACCUAUGGAAAGUAUCGAGAAGUAACUGAGAAUGAAUGGUAUCUCUGGAUGACAGAGCCUUGUGUAGCUGCUCUCACAACUCAUUGCCGCUUUAAGGACGUCCCACUAAACGCCAAGAACACCGAGUCAAGAAAAUUGAAGCAGAAAGCUUUGCUCAGGAAAAUAUGA